Stomoxys calcitrans (stable fly) is the source of this 540-nucleotide messenger RNA. RefSeq lists its product as uncharacterized. The transcript has 4 exons. Lineage: Eukaryota; Metazoa; Arthropoda; Insecta; Diptera; Muscidae. The coding region runs from base 85 to 540 and encodes 151 amino acids. The record is from RefSeq and is a predicted model, not a curated record.
GUCGCUCCACCUUUUCUCUGGAGUGGCAAUUGAUGCUGGCGGGCGCUGGCUGCUGGCGGUUGAGCUCCGGCUGUGGCUCAGUGGAUGGGGCGCGGUUCUUUGCCAACACCUAUUGUCAAAAAGGAGGGACAAAAAAAACUAAAAUCAACCAGCUUGUGGAUGGACAAAUACAGCGGGUUCCUGGUUCUACUGGCGACUGUUCCGGAUAAAAUCCAAUGGAGUCCCCGGGUAUUGUGGUCCUGGUGGCAGCCUCUGCGGCCAAUAGGGUCCCUUUUAGGUUCUCGUUUGUCCGUCCGUCCGUCUAGUCUUUGGGGUUUUCUGAUGUGCUGCUUUCUCAGCACCGUAAGGUCAACAUUGGCUGAUGGGCAAGGAAAUAUCCUCUACUAUCCACUACCUAACCUAACUAUGAGCUCAUGCUUAGGUUACUCUAUAGAACCCAACCAAAGGAAAAAACUUUUUUUUAACAAAAAUAAAUCCGUUUAUGGUCAGAGAAACUUUUUGGACUACCUUAUGGACACUGGGGUAUGCGACAGCGUCUAG